Messenger RNA from Morus notabilis, 1116 nucleotides. RefSeq names its product protein phosphatase inhibitor 2. Lineage: Eukaryota; Viridiplantae; Streptophyta; Magnoliopsida; Rosales; Moraceae. Gene Ontology annotation, molecular function: protein phosphatase inhibitor activity. Bases 323 to 889 code for a protein of 188 amino acids. Gene Ontology annotation, biological process: regulation of signal transduction. The transcript is spliced from 5 exons. The record is from RefSeq and is a predicted model, not a curated record.
GUCGCUUUUAUUAAGGGAUCACAGUGUCGCUUUUCAGUACACGAACAUGUCGUUUUUCGACAAAAGAAAAACAUCUGCCCCCCUUUUGUCUGUUUCGAGUUUUGUUAUUCACGAUUUGUGAAAGAACCCUAGGGCUCACAUCCGUCUCUGUGUAGUGAUCCCCCGAACAGUAGAGGCCGUUCCCUCAGUCUUCCUGCCUUCGCGAGCAGCAUAGCCAGCCCUCCUUCCGAGCCGAUUUCGGGCCACCUUUUGUUUCUGUGAAAUCUAAGUCAUUUGCUUGGAGUGCUUUUUGGUGUGUGAAGAGGUCACCUGUUCAGCGAAAAUGAACGAGAGAAGCAGGAGCAGAGUACGAUGGGAUGAGGAUAAUUUGGGUGAAAUUGAAGCGAAUAAACCUGUGAGGCAGAAAAUUACUGAGCCUAAGACACCAUAUCACCCCAUGAUUGAUGAUGAUGAAUCUCUAUCUCCUAUACGAGGCAGCUUCAAUGAUUGCAUCGAUGAUGCUGUCGACGCAGAAGCAAUACGAACUGCUCUGAGUGAUGUGGCAUCAUCCAGUAGAAAGAAUCCCCGGGGAUCUGGGGGAUGGACAUCAUCCGAUGAUGAGGCAGAUGCUAUGGAACAAGAUGAUGAAGAUUCAGAAACAGAAAAAAGCAGUAAGACUUUCAGUGAGCACAGAAAAGCUCACUAUGAUGAGUUCUGGAAAGUAAAAGAACACCGGAGGAAGGGUUCUUUUCUGGAAGAUGAAGAUGAUGAUGAUAAUGAGGUGGAUAAGCGGGGGAGAAAUGACUCGUCUUCUUCGUUAACUGCUGGUGUGCAGGAUAUAGACAUCGAAGAAGGUGGGACUUCUGGUUUUCCUCACAAACCCUCUGGACCUCCAGCUAAUGGAGUUUAAUCAAGCCUGGCAAAGUUAAUUUUAACACAGGACUUUUCGCACUUUUUUCUACACAAAUUGUAUGGCUUUUGGGACAAUUCUUGUCCACCCACAUAUGUGUUAUCCGUGUAUAAAUGGUAUUGUUUUGUUCUCGUCUUUCACUUUUUGCCUCAUCAAACAAGGCUUUGUAACAACAAUGCUUUUCCGAAUGCUUUUCGGAAUGCUUAAUGGGUAGUUUGUUUCAGCUA